GAGUGAUAAAGACAUUGCUGGUUCCAAGAAGUGCCUCCACAGCCAUACUCCUUUGUGGUGCCCUAGGGUAUCACACUCAGUGGAGCUGUGGACCAAGGAGGCAGUGACAGCCCCUCACUGCCCUCGAUAUGUUGUCUGCUAUCACCAACCUCCUCCUUGGAUGCUGGGUGGCCAAGGAAAGUGGAGUGUUUAGAGAGCUCCCGGCACCCAAAAUCUCCAUCUCUGUGAACCCCAGCAAGGUGAUAACUCUGGGAGGAAAUGCCACCAUCCGGUGUGAAUGUCAGUGUGCAAGAAAAAAGUUAAUUCUUUGUAAGAAUGAUAUCCCACUCCGGGAGCUGUGGUUUAUGAAUAAGAAUGAAUUCAACAUCGGCAAUGCUGACCUGGGGGACGGAGGGGACUAUAGCUGUCAAUAUUGGCCUAAAACUAAACAAGGAACCCUGGUGAAAAGUGAGCACUUGAAGAUCUUUGUGGCAGACCCCAGGUACCCGAUACCCAGCAUCAAUUUGAGUCCAAAAAGGAAGCUCACCAUAGGGGAAAACGUGACCAUCCAGUGCCUGGGUGGGUCCCAGGAUGUGGAGUUUUUCCUCUACAAGGAUGGAAACAUGACCCUGCUUCAACCCAUGGCGUCAGCUGGGAACAUGACUGAGCUGUUUAUCAGGAGCGUGCAGCAAGCAGAUGGAGGGAGAUACCAGUGCUUUUAUCAAAAGAAAUCAGAACCAUUUGUCUGUUCAUAUCACAGUUAUCCCAUGCAGCUGGUGGUGAUAGAUUACACCAACGGUAACAUCUUCCGACUGACCCUGAGCGUUUUGAUCCUGCUUUUCCUGGUACUGAUCAUAGCUGAGGCCGUGUACAGCUGGUAGAGGGGAGGGCUGUAUCCAAGCUCACAUCUGUCUAUAAGCACCUACUCACCCAGACCCUGCUACACCCUGAUGGAGCCAGCGCUUGGGAAGGGCAACGGAGUCACCAUAAGCCGUAGCACUGUGACACCAAGUUGUAAGGCAGAGCCAGAAAAACUAGUGAACCGAGCCUGUCUGACCACAUCCCUCACUGGCCUCCAGAUAUCCGCUGGGGGCUGUGAUGGCACAGGGAUGGCGAAGACCUUUGUGAAUGGGUUACACCAAUGGAAGCUGUGUGCCAUUAGGAUGCCCUGUGGGGAGAGAUCUGAGUGCCCCCAUGGGGGCUCAGACUUCAAGGACAUGGGGCACCCUGGGUGCUGCACUCCAGCACAGGUUCUGACCUGCCCCUGUGCCCUCUGGAAAAGCGUCGGUACAGCCAGACCACAGAAGACAUGGGAAUGUAGUGCAGCAGUCUGAAGGCUCUUAGGGAUCAUUCAUGCUGCCUCCAGCACAGACCACAGCACCACCUGUUCUAACGUCCAUUCCUGGCCUGGCUCCCUCCACAGCUUCUGCCCCCAUGGGCUGCACUCAGCCACAGUAGCAGAGUGCAGCCACACUGCCAGCUCUCCCAAUUCCCCCAGUCUCAUGAGAUCCAUUGCUUCUAGUAAAGACCCAAAUCUUGGAGUCCUGAGAGUCCAGGAAAACUUUGGCUCUGGUUUCAAAUACAGAUUCUGUUUUAAGUCCACAUGGCUGAGAAGAAACCUCCCCAAAGGUUUCCUCCCCUUCCCUCAAAGGACUAUGAGAGCAGGCAGGGAAAUAUAUAAUAAAAAUCA
Messenger RNA from Alligator sinensis (Chinese alligator), 1669 nucleotides. Its product is annotated as leukocyte immunoglobulin-like receptor subfamily A member 2. The transcript is spliced from 5 exons. The record is from RefSeq and is a predicted model, not a curated record. Lineage: Eukaryota; Metazoa; Chordata; Crocodylia; Alligatoridae. The coding region runs from base 129 to 860 and encodes 243 amino acids.